GUGAGUCCGCUCCGGGCACGUGAGAACGAUGGCGAACCAACUCGAGCUUACGGCUGCCGAUGAAAGAUUAAUUGUGGAAAAUUAUUUAAACAACCGAACCAUGCAAUUUGACAUCCUCUCAUCGACGGUGAAAAGUUUACAGGAGCAAAGAACAGGAUAUCUUGGAGAUCAUUUCCUGCUGUCACUUACCAUAUUACUGAGUACGGAAAAUUUCGAACGCACCGAGCACAAAGUGGAACUGUUCGUGAAGGCAUUGCCAACAUCCAUUCCCAAGCUGAAGAAAUAUCUGGAGGAAAUGAGAGCGUUCUCAAAAGAAGCUGAACUUUUUCGUCAGUUGAUCCCGAAUCUUUCGGAAUACGGAAGAUUCUGCCCGGAGGCUGUUUUCGUAAAGGAUCAUCUAAUCGUAUUCAAGAAUGUCAGUAUCGAUGGUUUCCGUGUUGUGGAACAGAACGGUGGGUUAUUAGAUUUGGUACAUUUGGAAAAAGCUCUUAAGACGCUAGCAAACCUUCAUGCGGCGAGUUUCGCACUGGAAUCCAAACAAGGCAAACCCAUAGUCGACCAGUAUCCUGGGUUGUUGGAUGAAAAUGCUUGGAAGCUUCAAGAGGAUUAUCCUCGAGUGGCCGAACUGGAAAGUAAUAUAGACAUGAUGUGUGAAAUUGUGAAUCAUUCGGAGAAUAACUGGAACCGAUGUGACGCACUGGUGAUGCAAAUGCCAAAUUGUGUGCGAGAAAUUUAUGAAAUGGUGAAAACAUCCCCCGUUUACCGGAAUGUUUUCAGUCAUGGUGAUCUAUGGAAUAAUAAUGUAAUGUUUCGAUACUCGGAAUCCGGUGCUCCGGUGGAUAGCUUACUGCUGGACUACCAACUAUCGCGAUACGUACCACCAGCUUACGAUUUCAAUAUGUUGAUCACGCUGACCACGACUAGUGACUUCCGGAGAAAACAUUACACGUUUCUCCAAGGAUACUAUUACCAAUCACUUCGGACGGCGCUGUGUCGUCAUCAGCUAACAGUUGAGCAAAUGUUGUCACAAGAUGAAUUUCGAGAAUCCUGUCAACACUACCGGAAAGCAGCAGCGAUUGACAACUUCGUGAUUAAUCACAUUACUUUGUUACCGAAGAGAGUUUUGGAUGACGUUUUUCGUACAGCAGAAAGUUAUGCAGAAUUUGGUGGAGAAGCUAAAGUUAAGAAAAUUUUGAAAACAUUCGACGAAGAUCUGGGCUACCGCACUCGUAUGAUUGAUAUUAUUGAAAAUCUGGUGGAAGUUUUUAGACUUUUGUGAAAACAGAAUAUUUUUAAGUGUACUGAACAAGCAUUAUAACUAUUUUAGAAUAAAGAUUACCUUAUUACUUUUUUUA
This is a messenger RNA of Malaya genurostris, 1355 nucleotides long. RefSeq lists its product as uncharacterized. The coding region runs from base 29 to 1279 and encodes 416 amino acids. The transcript has a single exon. The record is from RefSeq and is a predicted model, not a curated record. NCBI's taxonomy places the organism in Eukaryota, Metazoa, Arthropoda, Insecta, Diptera, Culicidae.